AUGGCGCAGUGGGGAGCGCGAAGGCCGCGAUCGACGCCAUCAGCCGGCGGCGGCGGCGGCGGGCGCGUCGCGCACGCUCGCGACGCGAAGGUCGUCACGCUCGUGGACGACUACGAGGAUCGCAAGACCGGAGCCGUCGGAUUGACGCGCGAUCAGCGCGUCUCGCUCGAGUUCAAGCCGUUCGAUAGCCAGACCUAUCUGCAUCUCCGCAAUAGGCGCAUGGCGGUUCUCUCCAAGGCCGCGAUUCACGGCGCCGGCCUCGGUAGCGUCGGGAGUGUCGCCUCUCGGAGCUAUAGCGAGGACGACUGGGAAGACUAUGAUCCCGAAAACGAAUAUGCGUAUAACGAGUACGGCGAUAGUGAGGGCAGCGGCGAGGACUCUCCGAGGCGAGGCGGCGCGAGGCGGCCGCGCGAGCCGGAGCUGUACGACGCGAUUCGGCAUCCCCUGAGCGAAGCCUUCGACGCGGUUCGCGAGAAGCUCGAGCGCCGCGCGCUGAUGGUCGGCGGAGGCGGAGGCGGAGGCGGAGGCACGGGAGGGGGAGGGCGCGCGCAGGGGGGAGUGGAGCGGGUGAAGCUUCUGGUGCGGCUGGGGAAGCUUCUCUUCUCCGUGCAGGGCAGGCCGGAUCUCAGCGCAACCCUGACCAACAUCACGCCCUUCUCAGCCAAGACAUUCGAAGACCACAUGAACGAGCAUGCACCGUUUGCGAAGCAGGUGUACCGGACCUAUGAGAGCCACCUCCCGGAGAGUGCAUAUCAGCAGGUGAAGGACAUGCUGCUGGGGGAUGGCCAGGUGGCGCACUCGCUGGGGGAGAAAUACAACAUUCAGGUGGUGGACACGAGGGAGCACAUCGUGUACAAGGCAGUCUGCAGGCACAGCCCUCAGGAGCAGCGCUUGACCGUGAAAAAGGUGAAGAAGCCACCUGUGCGCCAUGCACUGUUUGACAUUGCACGCCCUGACAAAGUCGUGGACGCGCGCUUGAUCCUCGUCACCGAGACGCACUUGACGACACUGGAUCUCCUUCUACCCCCCCCUAACCCGCCCUCCCUUCCCUCCUUCCACUCUCAGGAUGAGCUAGAAGUGGCGCUAGAGAGCAUUCUUGAGGCCACGAAGAUCAAUCCCCAGAGCCCAGCAGGACUGCGCAUCCCAUCUCACAUGACAGAAGCCCAUGGAAGCUCUGAUACCACCAGUAGGCGCGAUGCUGGUGGUGGUGGUAGCAGGGACUAUGGUGGCACGACUAGCAGGGGCUAUAGUGGUGGUGCGACCAGUGGGAGAUCUGCUGGUGCUGGGAGCAGCAACAGGUUUGUGGUGCGAGCGGUGCGGCACGCCACGACGAGGCGGGCAGAGGGGAGAGGGCGGGUGUGGAAGCUGUCCCGUGUGGAUGGGGUUGAGUUCAAGGAGGGGGGUGGGCGGCAGACCAAUGAAAUCGAGUUCUGCCCGGUUGCAUGGCAGCAGGAGCUUAAGGGUGGCCCUGAUGGGCAUGCCAGCCCCAGGGGGCAGCAGCAGCCCCCCACGUGGACCACAGAGGAGAUCAUGGCGGAAUGCCCUGGAUUGUUGUCGUGGCUCAGCAAGAACCUUCCAUGA
Messenger RNA from Closterium sp. NIES-65, 1581 nucleotides. NCBI's taxonomy places the organism in Eukaryota, Viridiplantae, Streptophyta, Zygnematophyceae, Desmidiales, Closteriaceae. The record is from the annotation of a GenBank genome assembly.